AGUUAGGCCGAAGGCGGGGCCACGGAGAGGGAGAAGGAAGAGGCAAGGGCCGGGCGGCGACGGCUGUAGGUUGUGAGACGGCGGCGGCUGCGGCGGCGGCUCUCCCUGGGGUGGACGAUGGAUAGCCAGGGCAGGAAGGUGGUGGUGUGCGACAACGGAACCGGGUUUGUGAAGUGUGGAUAUGCAGGCUCUAACUUUCCAGAACACAUCUUCCCAGCUUUGGUUGGAAGACCUAUUAUCAGAUCAACCACCAAAGUGGGAAACAUUGAAAUCAAGAAUAACAAAAAGAUGGAUCUCAUGGUUGGUGAUGAGGCAAGUGAAUUACGAUCAAUGUUAGAAGUUAACUAUCCUAUGGAAAAUGGCAUUGUACGAAAUUGGGAUGACAUGAAACAUCUGUGGGAUUAUACCUUUGGACCAGAGAAACUUAACAUAGAUACCAGAAAUUGUAAAAUCUUACUCACAGAACCUCCUAUGAACCCAACCAAAAACAGAGAGAAGAUUGUAGAGGUAAUGUUUGAAACUUACCAGUUUUCUGGUGUGUAUGUAGCCAUCCAGGCAGUUCUGACUUUGUAUGCUCAAGGUUUAUUGACUGGUGUAGUGGUGGAUUCUGGAGAUGGUGUAACUCACAUUUGCCCAGUGUAUGAAGGUUUUUCUCUCCCUCAUCUUACCAGGAGACUGGAUAUUGCUGGGAGGGAUAUUACCAGAUAUCUUAUCAAGCUGCUUCUGUUGAGAGGAUACGCCUUCAACCAUUCUGCUGAUUUUGAAACGGUUCGCAUGAUUAAAGAAAAACUGUGUUAUGUGGGAUACAAUAUUGAGCAGGAGCAGAAACUGGCUUUAGAAACCACAGUAUUAGUUGAAUCUUAUACACUCCCAGAUGGACGCAUUAUUAAAGUUGGGGGAGAGAGAUUUGAAGCACCAGAAGCUUUAUUUCAGCCUCAUUUGAUCAAUGUUGAGGGAGUCGGUGUUGCUGAAUUGCUAUUUAACACAAUCCAGGCGGCUGACAUUGAUACCAGAUCUGAGUUCUACAAGCACAUUGUGCUUUCUGGAGGAUCUACUAUGUAUCCUGGCCUGCCAUCAAGGUUGGAACGAGAACUUAAACAGCUUUACUUAGAAAGAGUUUUAAAAGGAGAUGUGGAAAAACUUUCUAAAUUUAAGAUUCGAAUCGAAGACCCACCUCGCAGAAAGCACAUGGUCUUCCUGGGUGGCGCAGUUCUAGCAGAUAUCAUGAAAGACAAAGACAACUUUUGGAUGACCCGACAGGAGUACCAAGAAAAGGGUGUCCGCGUGCUGGAAAAACUUGGUGUGACUGUUCGAUAAACUGCAAGGCUUGUUCCAAUCACACCCCUAAUGCUUUCUUUCUUCCUUUAUUGCCAAUCUUUGAACUCAUUCAACUCCGAAGAGGCCUCUCUGUGCCCUUUGACUGAAAAGGUCAAGUUUUAUUCUGGUACCUUGGGGAAGGUUUGUUGUUUUUUUGUUUUUUUUUUUUUUAAUGAGUUAAUCUGGCUGUUUAAUAUAACCACUUCCCUGCAAACACAACCAGGGGGCAAAGGGUCCUGUCUGCUGCUUUGUUUCUUCUAAGUAGGCAUUUAGAUAAAUCCUAUAGGCUUCCUAUUUUCACUUUACUGCUCUAAUGUUGCUAGUUUUAGUCUUUAGCACAAUAGGUGGUAUGCCUUUAUUAGCAUAAGAAAAACUUUUACAUAUUACUGGGGUGGGGGGUAGUGAGGGAUGGAUGGGUGGGCAGCCCUGAACCCUUUAGGGCUUUUCUCUGUAGUGUUGCGCUUUCUACAGUUAUGCUGCAGCUUUAAGUGCUUUAAAUCUUCUCCUGUUAACAUCCUAGGGAAAUGGUAAACUCAGAACUAAAAUGAUUUUUUUGCCUGGUGGGGGGAGUAGGUAAUCUUUUGAUUGUGAUUUUUUUGAGGUUUUCUGCUGGAGGUAUAUAAAAUGAGCCUUAUUUACAGUACUUUGAUUUGACAGAUUUUCUUCUUUUUGUCUGCCUGGAACUGUUUCCAUAUCAUAUUAAAAGCAAGUAUAUUAUCCCAUUACUAUGUGGCUUAGGGAUUUGUUUAUUUUGUUUAUUUCAAGUCACCCAUGUUACCUGGGACUAGACUCCCAGAAUCUAUCAGUGGAAAAGUAACAUUUAAAAAUGCAUUUUUUAACUCAAAUUACAGAUUAAAAAAAAAUGCUUAAGAGCUGGUGUUUUCUAAAUGCUUAUUUAUUCCAGAAGCUUUAAGAUAACCCAUUGCCAAGUACCAUUCUUGCAAAUUUUCUCCUAUAUAACUUACCAGUGCUUAUUUCAUAAAACAAGCAGAUAUAUGUAAAUAAUUACUAGCAAUAGGUUACAAUUACUGGUUAAAAAUAACAUUGGCAUAUGGGACUUGUUGCCAGUUGUAAUUUUCAUUUGUUUUGUUUGUUUGAUUUGAACCCUGGAAGUGAAAUAAAAUUUUGACUAUUUAAAAUGUUGGCAAAAAAAAAAAAAAAUCAAGGUUUAAAUGUGUAUUUGUACUGAAAACUAAUAACUGCCAAUUCUCAGCCAUCUUUUAUGCUUGAAAGAAGAGUGGUUGGAAUGUUGUGAAUGUUAGCAGACUUUCCUGCAUGUGUCAGAAAAUCCUAUAUAUGAAUCCUGUCAGUAUUGCUUGCUGUCUGAAAAAAUAUCAAAUCCAGGCGUGAGUUCUUUCUAAAUUUGAAAAAUAAUAAGAAAUUGUAU
Urocitellus parryii (Arctic ground squirrel) is the source of this 2704-nucleotide messenger RNA. It is a transcript of the gene Actr2, whose product is annotated as actin related protein 2. The record is from RefSeq and is a predicted model, not a curated record. NCBI's taxonomy places the organism in Eukaryota, Metazoa, Chordata, Mammalia, Rodentia, Sciuridae.